AUGGAUAUUGUCAAACCAAUCACGACAGGUCGAGCAUGGCUUGUACAAAACAAAGAAGAUGGCAAACAGUUGGUCAUGAAAGAAAUCAAUAUAGCAAGAAUGGGGAAAAAAGAACGUGAAGAUGCAAGAAAAGAAGUCGCGGUCUUAGCUCAAAUGAAACAUCCUCAUAUUGUGUCGUAUGCAGAAUCAUUUGAAGACCCAAGUAGCUUGUAUAUAAUUAUGGAUUAUUGUGAUGGUGGCGAUUUACAUUCUCGAAUACAAACACAAAGAGGGGUACUUUUUUCUGAAGAUCAAAUAUUAGACUGGUUUGUUCAAAUAACGUUGGCAUUGAAGCAUGUUCACGAUAGAAAAGUAUUGCAUAGAGAUAUUAAAUCACAAAACGUAUUUUUGAUGAAAGAUGGCAGUUGUAAACUAGGUGACUUUGGAAUUUCAAAAGUAUUGAACACAACGAUGGAAUUGGCCAAAACUCAGAUUGGUACGCCAUAUUAUCUUAGCCCUGAAAUAUGUCAACAAAAACCUUACAAUAACAAGACGCCUCGACCGAAAGUGGUAACUCCCCGUCCGAGUGGAAUUCCCCCACAGAGACCAUCUUCAGCUAUGGCCGCUCCAGCAGGAAAAUCACCGUUAUAUGAUCCAGUCAAAGUUUACGGUAACCCUGUUGUCGUCAAGCGACCAAUUUCUGUUCAAAAUCACAUUAGAAAUUCACAAGAGAAGAAAGUUGUUGAAGUUAAUAAACAUUCCGUAUUGGACAAUGACAAAGAACUAGAAAUUGACAAACGUCGGCAACAACUAGCUCAACUUCAGAAAAGACGUGAUCUGCAACGCGAAGAGGCGCAAAACUUGGUUAAGAAACAACAAGAGCUUAUUGAGAAAGAUAAGGUUCGUUUUCGUUUGACAAUGUGGCACUAUCGUUAG
Molecule: messenger RNA, 915 nt
Organism: Didymodactylos carnosus
Lineage: Eukaryota; Metazoa; Rotifera; Eurotatoria; Philodinida; Philodinidae
Source: the annotation of a GenBank genome assembly